Messenger RNA from Drosophila eugracilis, 1969 nucleotides. Its product is annotated as transmembrane protein 185B. Lineage: Eukaryota; Metazoa; Arthropoda; Insecta; Diptera; Drosophilidae. The transcript has 4 exons. The record is from RefSeq and is a predicted model, not a curated record. The coding region runs from base 284 to 1360 and encodes 358 amino acids.
CAAAUAUAUCGGUAUCGAAUCUCUGGACAGAUAUGUCAGUCAAAAAAGUGUGUAAAUAAAACAAAGAAAGGGAAUAUAAAUAAAGAAAGAAAAUAUCGGCAUCAGGCGUAAAGUACUUACUGCCCCCCACCCCACCACAAUACACACCCCCGUUCCCUACGGAGAUCAGAGAUCGAGCAGCGGACGCAGUGCGGCGACAGCCCAAACAAGCAACUAGUGUCGAGUUACCAAGUGUCCAGUGUCCAGCUCGCCAUCUCCAUAUCUCUAUGGUGUCGCCAGCAACAUGAACCUGGAAUCUCUGUUCCGCGACUUUAAUCCCUGCAAAUUCAUUGUCCACUGCAGCCUGUUCACCUUUGUCACGCUUUUCGCCUUGCGUCUAGACAACUUCAUAGAUUGGCCCUACUGGGCGAUUUUUACACCGCUAUGGAUAUGGAAGUGCACCGCCAUCCUUGGUGCAAUCGUGGGCGCCAUCGUGUGGUGCCGAUAUCCCCAUUAUCGCCUCGAGGGCGACGCCUACACACAGUUCAAGGCGAUGCUUAUCUCUUUGGCACUGCACCUGAUCCUAUUGAUGUUCGAACUGUUGGCCUGCGAUAAGCUAACGUCGGAUCGCCACCUUUGGGUACUCGUCUUCAUCCCGCUGAUCUUUGGCUCGGUGGUUAGUGUGGGCGCCUGCGUGUGGGCCGUCAAGCACGAUCGCUCCUUUGAACUGGAGCUUUUCCUGGCGGUCAAUGCGCUUCAAUUUGUCUCGUUGCCGCUAAAGCUGGAUCGCUUUGUCUACUGGAACUGGGACGUAGUGUUUGUGCCUAUGUGGAUAGUUAUUUGCCUGAGCUUGGUCAGUGUUUUGUACAACAUUAUCUUCUGCGGCAUCAUGAUGCGUACGCCGGAGGUGUCCCUGCAGCAGAAGAAGGCGGCGUUAAACGCAGCAGUGGGCAACAUUUGCACUGUGCUUCCACUGCUCUGUUUUCAGGUUGUCAUUUGUGACAAGUUGGACGGUGAGCUAAAGUUCCCAUACAUUGUGGUCUUCUCGCCGCUACUGGUCUCCAUACUUGCGCUCAUUAUCCUGAGUUUUACGGCAAAGGGCGGCAACAUGUGGUGGUUUGGCAUUCGCAAGUCCUUCAGUCAGUUCCUGUUAUCCGCGAUGCCGUUCCUGCAGGAGUACGGUAACAUUAGCUAUCACCCGGAAACGCACAGCAAUGCCGCUCAGUCCAUGCCACUGGAUGCCACGUCCUCAUCGACAAGCAUGGCUGCUAGCGAACAGCUGCACGAAUUUGGAAAGCAUGACAAGAAGGGCAAGAAGGGGGCCAAGAAUGAUAUCCUUAAACCAGUGGUGCCGUUCGUCAGCAUCGAUCUGCCGGACUAGAUAUAUAGAGAGACAGACAGCAGUGCACAGGAAGAAGAGUAACAGCAACAAUAAAUAGCAAGAACCACGUAGAUCUAAGGACAGCCUCUCAGCACGCGCACACCGAGAUGCCGCACAUCUAUGUUCAGGUGUUUAUAUUAAGCAUACCAUACCCAAAAACAUAAAAACACACACACACACACACAUCGGCCCGUAGCUUUUAGACUCGUACUGAAUUUUAAUUGUAAGCCAAGUGCUAAUACCGCCCACAACCCAUGCCUCCUCCAUCUACUUCCAUCUUCCCUCGCAUUCGCCUUCAUAUAAUACCUACACAUAUAUACUGGCCCUGACUUUACACUAUAUAUAUAUAUAUUAUUGUUCAAAUUGUAUACAAAACCCCAACCUAGACCCAAUUCGGAUCUCACCUUGACCACUAGUUUCUUUUACAUUUUAAACAAACAAAAAUCACAAAACCUUUGACUUUUGGCCUUAUAUAUAUGUGCUAGUAUUAUAUGUUACAUCCCUCACAGUCUGAGAAAUAUCUUAUGUGUAAUGCCCUAUGAUAAAUUGUAAAUAAUUUACAAACUACAUGAAAACAAGAAAUAUACUUAAGUGCUUCCAAAAACAAAA